AUGACUUCUGUGCAGAACCCCAUGGCCUCGACAUGGCGAGGCACCGAUCGAAAAACCUGGAGCUGGCAACACUUCAUACUCGAGCGCGCGGAUAAUUGGCACAAUGACAACAAAGAGUUUCCCGUCUUCAAAAAGACGGACAAGUUGCGAUGGUUCAGCCAGCUCUCGGUGAAUCGCUGGAUCCUCACACACGCCGCAUGGCCAGUUGCUAUCCAUGCUGCCUGGAAUUAUUACUUGGCGUCAGAGUAUGGCCGUAUGCCUCACAUAUUUGUGUUUGAGUAUGCUUUCAAACAUCUCGCAUUGCAUAACCUGCCGGUGACUGACGUACUUGACAGAUGCGGCUUUCUUGAUGGCGAUAAGCAAUCGCGCGACAAGGUUCCGGAUGUCGGCAUCAACAAGGUCUUCGCAAGUAUCUACUCGAUCGUGGCUGUCCGUUCGGCGCUCACUGUUAGUCUAUCAUAUCGCAAGAACGACCCGAUAGCGCUCAGUCCGUGGAUCUUGGCUGAAAUUUUCCUAUACCCCAUAAUCGUCGACUUCUUCUUUUACAUCUAUCACCGCGCUACCCACGAAAUCGACGGACUGUGGAAGUAUCACCGCACACACCACUUGACCAAGCAUCCCAACCCUCUACUCUCAUCAUACGCCGAUGUCGAACAAGAGGUAAUUGAGAUGGCUGUCGUCCCGUUCUUGACCUUCCUCACCAUGAAGGCCUUUGGCUUUCCUAUGGGCUUCUUCGACUGGUGGCUCUGCCAGAGCUACGUUCUGUGCGCUGAGGCGUUCGGUCACAGCGGGAUCAGAGCAAUGAUGACAGCCCCUGGACCCGCCGGAAGCUUUCUGAAGGUGCUCGGGUGCGAGUUGGUGCUUGAGGACCACGAUCUACACCAUCGCCAGGGCUGGAGGACGUCGGGCAACUAUGGCAAGGCAACUCGUCUGUGGGACAGGAUCUUCGGCACUUGCCUGGGUCGUAUUGAAGCCAAGUGGGACAAUGUCGAUUACGAUAAUAAGUUGAAGAUGUCGUGGUUUUGA
Messenger RNA from Dissoconium aciculare CBS 342.82, 1026 nucleotides. RefSeq lists its product as uncharacterized. Lineage: Eukaryota; Fungi; Ascomycota; Dothideomycetes; Mycosphaerellales; Dissoconiaceae. The record is from RefSeq and is a predicted model, not a curated record. Bases 1 to 1026 code for a protein of 341 amino acids. Gene Ontology annotation, biological process: ergosterol biosynthetic process. Gene Ontology annotation, molecular function: C-4 methylsterol oxidase activity; iron ion binding. The transcript is spliced from 2 exons.